Lodderomyces jiufengensis is the source of this 2838-nucleotide messenger RNA. RefSeq names its product exocyst subunit (gene SEC5). The coding region runs from base 1 to 2838 and encodes 945 amino acids. Lineage: Eukaryota; Fungi; Ascomycota; Pichiomycetes; Serinales; Debaryomycetaceae. Gene Ontology annotation, cellular component: exocyst. The transcript has a single exon. Gene Ontology annotation, biological process: exocytosis; Golgi to plasma membrane transport. The record is from RefSeq and is a predicted model, not a curated record.
AUGAUCAAUUUCAAUCCUACCCAAGAUCAACUACUAUUUACAUAUAAUAUAAAUUCAAUUAAUCCUCAACAAAGAUCAGAUAUAAAAUCAAUUGAUAAUAAUUAUAAUAUAGAUAAUUUAAAGAAAUUAACAACAGAAGAGAAAUUUAAAACAUUAAUAUCAAUUAUAAAUUCAUCAUCAACAGCUGUAGAAAAUUAUGAAAAUAUUGACCUAGAAGAUCCAUUAAAAGGUUCAGGAAGUAAUGUGGCUUCAACUUUAAAAAAUUUAAAAUUAAUUUCAUCAUCAACAGAUCCAAUACUAAGUUCUUUUCAAAUAAGUUCUCAAAAUUUCAAUGUUAUUAAAUAUUUAACAACAAUUCAAAAAGAUACACCGUUAAGCAAUUUAACAAAUUCAUUACAAUAUUUAGAAAGAAGUAUAAAUUCUCAUGAAAAAGAAUUACAACGUGCAAUUGAUCAGAAUUUUGAAACUUUUGUAAAUUGUAAAUAUCAAAUCGAUGAUACUUUAAUUGAAUUUGAUCAACAAAAAUCAAAAGUUCAGAAAGAUAAAGAGAAUUCAAAAUAUUUCAAUCCUCAACGUCAUACAAUUACUAAAAAGACUAGUGGAAUCAAUGAAUUAACGUCAGAAUUGGAGACUUCAUUAAAUAAUUUAAGAACUACAAACACAUUAUUGAUAAAGCCCAUUGAAGAAAACAAAUUGAAAGAGGAAAAAUAUGCAAAAAUCUCAAAUUUUAUCAAAUCCAAUGAAUUUUUCUUCAACUUACCAUCUCAAUUAAUUCAUUCACUUUCAAUAAAUAACAAUAGGAAAUUCAUUGAUGAUUAUAAUAAAUAUAUGAAAGAGAAAAAGUUGUUUUUACACAGAAUAUAUCAGACAAAUUUGGAAGAUAAUAAUAUGAAAUUAACAAUAGCCAUUAAAUUAUUUCAAGAAAUUGAGGAGAUAGCAAAGCAAUAUAGAGAUAAAAUAUAUACAGAACUAUUGUCUUCGGAUCACGAAGUUAAUCAAAAGGAUGAUCAAAAAUUUAUGUCAUUAGUCGAGAAUUUAAUGCAAUUAGAAGAGAAUGAUCAACAAUCAAAUAAGUCUAAACCAAUUGCUGAUUUUUUAAACAAACAGAUUGAUAAAUUAAAAAUGGAUUUUGAACAUCAAGUUAAUAAAUUUGAUUCAAAAUUUUUAAUAAUGCAAAAUAAAUUAGUUGAUUAUGUAAAUUCAUUAAAUCAAGAACUUAAAGAAGGUUCACAUAUAAAUUAUAUUUCUGAAAAAUAUGAAAUGUACAAAAAAGAAAUACAAUCAUCUAAAAAUAAUGAAGAAAAAAUGUCAAUUAUUGAAGAAGCUUUCCAAUCAAAUGAUAAUGUUGAUAUGAGUUUAAUUAAUGAAGCUUGGCUCGUAUUAUUUAAUUUCAUAACUUAUUUGGAAACUUUAUAUAUGAAAUUAGUUGAUAAGUUUUUAAAUAACUAUUCCUAUUAUUACAAGAUGGGAGUUGAUCCUCAAGGUGCUAUAAGAGAUAGUUUUUUGAAAAAUGUAGAGUUUAUUGCCAGUAUAUUGAAGACAUUAUUUGAUGAUGAUAUCAAAUCGGCGGAUGGGAAUGAAAAUCAAAAAGAUCCCAAACCAUCAAAUUAUAAACAGUUUGUACCUUGCUAUUCAAAUUCAUUAUCAUCAAUAAAUCAUUUAAAUAAAAUUCAAUAUAAAGUUAAUAAAUUAAUGACUAGUUUGGGUGAUUCAAUAAUAAGAAUAGGAAAUAUGACAAAUUUUGAAGAAACAAAUAAACAUUUAAAAAAUUUGAAAAAUACUUCAGCACAAGUUAACAAAAAAAUAUUAGAAGCUGUUUGUUCAACAUGGUUAAAUGAUUGUGGACAAUUUUAUGAAUUAGAAGAUUGGAAAAUUGAAGAAAAAUAUAAUACAAAAGAUGGAUCACCUACAAAAUUAAUCCAUAUAAUUGAAUAUUAUCAAUUAUACAUGCUUUCAACUAUUGGUAAAUUAGUUAAAUUUAAAGAUAAUGAAUCUAAAAGUGGGAUUGUUUCACCAUAUCCAAGUAAAAUAAUUUUAGUUAGUAUUGAAAUUCAAUUUAUGAGAACAUUAGAUAAAAUAAUUGAUUCAAUAAUGAAAAAAUUUAAUAUGGAUAGACAACUAAUAAAACAAGAAUUAGAAAUUGAAGUUGAUCAAACUAAAAUUGAAAUUUUUAAGAUUUUAACAAUGAAUAAUUUAGAUAAAUUAUCAAAAGUCAUUUAUCCAAGAUUAAUUCUUAAAUUUGAUCAAGUAUUUGAUAAAGAUAUAUCAACACAAAAAUUAAAAUUGCUUGAAAAUAUAGAUAAGGCAAGCUCAUUAAUAAUGAGUGAUAUUUUAGAUAAUGAAAAAAAAGUUAUUAACAAUCUAAUUGUAAAUGGAUUUGAAAAAUAUCAAUUAAAAACUUAUAUAAAUCAAGAAAUUAUGGUUGAUCAAUAUAUUUUUGAAAUUUUAAUGAGAUUUGUUAAAUUUGUUUACAAAAUAAAACCAUUAACAAGUGAAGGUGUAUUUAUUGCAAUAAUAAGUGAAUUACAAUCUCAUUUUGCAAAAGGUAUUUUAGAUAAUUUAAGAAUUUUUCAAUUAAGUUCAUCAAUAACUCAAAAUCAAUUAAUUUUAUUUAAUUUAAAACUUGAUUGUAAUUUUGUUUUACAAAUUUUUGAAAGCUCACAAAAAUUAAAAUUUAAUGAUUCAACUUUCAAAACUUUACAAGCAAUAGUUAAAGAAAUUGAAAUUAAAAAACAAGAAUUAGGUAAAGUUGAUGAAAAAUUAUUUACAAAUCAAAUUUUUGAAGAAACUUUAAAUGAUUAUCUCAGUACUUCUUCUACUCAAUUCAAUUGCUUUUGA